AUGCGACUGGUGACCAAGGUGCUCACCGACCUCAAGCUCAGCAACAUGAACAUCGGCCCCGAGGGGGUCAUCAGCGUUGUGCGAGUCGAGCGGAAGCGCAAUAAGAUAACCUCGUUGACCUUAGAUGAUUGCAGCAUCGGCCCGGAUAGCAUUGGAGAGAUUGCUAAGUAUGUGUUGGAGAGCAAGGUGCUGACCGAGCUCAGUCUUGGUGGGGAGGACGAUAUCGGUGACAAGGGCGCCAUCGCGUUCGCAACAACAGGGCUGAAGCUAAACUACAACGGCAUCGAUUUUCUGGGCUUAGAGAUCCUAGCCUCGACUCUUCGCGUGAAUAAGGUGCUGACCGAACUCUGGCUCAGCGACCAAGGGACUUGGUACGAGUUCAACAGGGGCGAUAUAGAGAGAGUGAAACUGCGUGCGGAUGGCGACCCGCGCCGGCGUAAUAAUUCUUAA
Molecule: messenger RNA, 450 nt
Organism: Emiliania huxleyi CCMP1516
Lineage: Eukaryota; Haptophyta; Isochrysidales; Noelaerhabdaceae
Exons: 4
Coding region: 1-450 (149 amino acids)
Source: RefSeq, a predicted model, not a curated record